UGACGUCAGACGUGUGAGGUGUGACGUUGUGUCGCCGUCGCGACACCGUCGUAUGUACUUCAACUUGGCAUAAGUCUUUACAUUUUGUUGUUGUGUGUUGUGUUUGAUGCGUUUGUUACCGUUAAAAUGUAAAAUUGAAAAUUGGCCUUUGCGAAACGAAAAAUUUUUAAUCUGAAUGUUAAUCGUUUACUAUUUGUAAUAAUUGCAAUAUUUUCGCGAGUGUUGGUGACUAGUUUUACUUUUAUCAACAAUUCUCGAGCAUCUGUGGCCUAUAGGCAGUUUCGAUGGCGAAAAAACGUAAAGCUGCCGUUCCUCGAGUGGAAGUUGCGAAGAAUGAAAAUGUGGAGGAAUCGGUUUUGGACAUUUCCAACUCCAAAAAGAAGAAAAGAAAGUCGAAAGUACAAUCGUCAUUUUCAGAAACUAACGACGAAACGAUUUUAAAAACGCAACUCGACGACGAAAUCGAUACGACAUCGUAUGCUGAAACAAAUGAAUCAGAAUCUUCGUUAGGCGACGAUCAUUCGAAGAACAACAACAACAAGAAGAAGAAGAAAAAGAAAUCGCAAGAUGCGGAUUCUCUGUCAGCUGCAACUUCCGCCGACAGCUGUGAACCGAAAGACAACAAAGUUAACGGUUUGAUCGAUAGUAAAAACGAAACGAAAAGAGUUUGGUCGAAAGAACUUCUCGAGAAGUUGUUGCAUCAGAUAGAAUCGAACAUACCCAAAAAGGAUAAUUUGAAGUAUAGCUUAAGGUUGGCGAAAUUGGAUUGGCAAGCGAUAAGUUUCGACGAUUGUCGCGCUGACGAAUGUCAAGAAAUUUGGCGACUUAUACAAUCCAAACUUCGCACUUACCGAAUAUUCAAAGAAGUUCUCGACGACGCUAAAAAGUAUAUCGAAAACGAUAAUCCUGUGCUCGAUGAUAACCAUCCGGACAAACCGCAGAAGCCGCUAUCGAGUUACAUGUUGUUUCAAAAAGACGUUAAAAAAAAAAUUAUCGACGAAAACCCCGGCAUACACAGCAUCAUCGACGUAUCUAAAUUGAUCGCGGCCAAAUGGAAUACUUUAAGCGAGAAAAAACGAGAAAAAUAUAAAAACAAAGCGAUAAAAUUACGAGAAGAAUACGAAGAACAGCUGAAAUCAUUUUAUGAAAAGCAUCCGGAUAUUCCAGAUCCGAAAAAAUCGAAACCUAAACCUAAAUCGAAGCUGGACGAUUUAGGAUUCGCAAAACCGAAAUCUCCUUUUCAAUUAUUCCUCUAUUCGAUGCGUGAAAAAGAUCCUCAUUCGAGUGCCAGCGAUUUACAAGAGAAAUCCAAAACCAAAUGGACCAAGUUGUCGGAAAAGAAGAAAGCUAUUUGGAUAGAACUAGCCCAGAAGGAAGAAGCCGAUUAUCAAGAAAAUUUACGAAAAUAUCAGUCCGAACAUCCCGAUUAUAAAGCUCCUCCGUUGAAAACGUUGAUUUCCAAACGCGAUAAAAAUAUUUUGAACCACGUUUCCGGUAAACCUGAGAAGCCAGCUGGAAAUGGUUAUUCUUUGUACAGUCGGGAGAGUUUACAAAAUGGCUCGCUCAAGGACAUCGAUUCUAAAUCCAGAUUGGCGGAGAUUGCCAAAAGAUGGAAAGCUUUGGCGCAAUCUGAACGCGAUUCAUACGACAGCAGGGCUAAGCAAAUGAUGAACGAGUACAAAAUCAAAUAUCAACAAUAUCUGGACACUUUGUCGCCGGAAAAAAGAAUUUUGGAGCAAGAAAGCACGCAGCCGAAACGAAAAAAGCCCGAAUCAAAAGAGGCUCCGAAAAGUAAGAAGAAAAAAGUAACCGAACCGGAGAAACCUCCCGAAAACGCCUUCGAACUGUUCAAAGAAAAAAAUAAAAACGAAUGGAAUUCGAAAUCAGCCGCGGAAAUGGAAAAUCAGGCGAAAUUAAAAUGGAAAAAGCUAUCGAACGCCGACAAAAAAUCGUACGCCGAACAAGUGGAAAACCUGAAGAGAUCGUACGUUACAAAAUUGAGCCAAUAUUUGAAAUUUUGUCCGCCUGAAAAAUUGCAAGAAUACGUUUCCAGCAUCGCUUGGCAUAAUCAAACUUCGACUACGCCCGUAACGUUAUCUUCGAGCGAAGCAGACAGCGAUUAAUAGAGAUGGGGGAUGCCGGAUGCGAGUUGCGCUUCGGAUUAAUUCGCGUAUCAUACCGAACACUCGAUAACCGUAACCGUAACAUUUCGUCGUCGGUUACCUACUCUUACUACCCGAAUCUUGUACAAUGUACAUUUAGUUCGGAGUUGUAAUUUUAUAUUUCACGAUACCGUGUAAUUGUGUACUUAUUUUGUAUGUAGCCAAAUACCCUAUGUACCUACUCGUAUUUAUUGUUGGUCCGAAACCUGUUUCAAGUCACUCUUCUUGUCUUGUAUGUACAUUGUACGAUGAUUUAUUUUUAGUUGUUCAUUAUAGUAAGAGAUUUUUAUAAAUUGUACUAUAAAUUUUCGACUGCAGCGAUCAUGUUUUUGCUGAACGUCGUGUUCAAAGUUGUUUCUUCUUUUAUAAUUUUUUUUUUUACGCCUAUUUAUGUAAUGUAAUUUUUAAAGCGGGGAAAAUAUAGUUUCAUCGCCGACAUUUA
Messenger RNA from Planococcus citri (citrus mealybug), 2604 nucleotides. RefSeq names its product nucleolar transcription factor 1-like. The record is from RefSeq and is a predicted model, not a curated record. Lineage: Eukaryota; Metazoa; Arthropoda; Insecta; Hemiptera; Pseudococcidae. The coding region runs from base 285 to 2123 and encodes 612 amino acids. The transcript is spliced from 16 exons.